Coniosporium apollinis CBS 100218 is the source of this 1854-nucleotide messenger RNA. RefSeq lists its product as uncharacterized. NCBI's taxonomy places the organism in Eukaryota, Fungi, Ascomycota, Dothideomycetes. The record is from RefSeq and is a predicted model, not a curated record. Bases 1 to 1854 code for a protein of 617 amino acids. The transcript has a single exon.
AUGCCCGUUCAGCACAUCAUCUUUGGCCGUCCAGUCAGCCUGCGCAUGCCUCCUCGACGGAUACAGGCUGUCCUCUUUCUAGUCUUCCUCUGCGCCUCCGGCAUAUUGCUCUUUGGAGCGCCCACCUCCGUCGACGUACCGUCGGUCCAACAGAUUUCCGAUGCUGUCAAGAAUCCAAAGCUACCGAGUGUACCCAAGCUCCCCAACCCAUUCCGACCCAGCGCUCACGAGCCACCGCCUGUACAAGCGAACAGCACCGAUGGGAAGGCGAAGUGGUACAGCGACUGGACAUGGAGGAACCCGUUCUCUAGCUCGAUAACCCUCGACGAGAACCGCGCCGUGUUGCCACCCCUAAUGAAGCGCACUCCGGUGUAUACCUUCUACGAGCUGGACACAAAGAAGGACAAGGCUGUGCUCAAAGCGGAGAACCAACUGCUCUUGACGUGGAGGCGUGCAUGGUGGGCGAAAGGAUUCAAGCCGGUGGUCCUCGGCCGGCCAGAAGCAGAGCACAACCCGCUCUACCGCCUCCUCCAGACCAAGAAGCUCAAGCCGGCGCUAGAAAGGGACGUCACUCGCUGGUUAGCCUGGGGCAGUAUGGGCUCAGGCAUCCUUUCGAAUUAUCUCGCUGUUCCAAUGGCCGCCUACGAAGAUCCACUGCUGUCCUACCUCCGCCGCGGCGACUUCCCCAAACUCACCCGGUUUGAAGGCCUCAAUAGCGGUCUCUUCUACGGCCCACAGAACGCCAUCAGCGAUGUAAUCAAAGUUGCUCUCGACAACCCCGAUCUUGAGAAAGAGCUCUCCCUGACCUCCGCCGUACCGGCUGACGCGCUCGCUGUCGACAAUCAAGGCGCCAGCAUUGCAUAUUACGAACCUACCGUCAUCAACACGAAAUACAAGGCCGUCGCCGACGCCCUAGGCUCCCCUCUCUCCGCCGCAGGCCUCACCGCCCUCCAACAACUCAUAAACGCGCACCUUCAAACGACCUGGCAAAACACAUUCAGCGCCGGCAUCUCGAUCGUCAAACCCGGCAAACACAUGAGCGAGCUCAUCGCGCCCGCAAUCGACAUCGCGCGCAACCUAACCGCCUGCGCCGCCUCGCCCAUCCCCUUCUCCUGCCCGCCCAACUUACCAAAAUGCCACCCCUGCAACCCCUCGCACCACCUCCUGAUCUCGACCCUCCCAGUCUUCAGGAACAGCACCAAGGAGCUCUUCUCCAUUGGCACCGUCCCACAUCCCUACACCUUCGCCUCGCUGCACCACCAGAAGGACGUCCUCGAUCCGCGCUACAUCCGCCGCGACCUCAAAGACCGCGACCCCUGGCUCGCGUUCACGACCAAGGAGCUCCUCGGCACAGCCGUCAGCGCCGCCACGCGCGUCGUCCGCUUCAAGGACGCCGUGGCCGCAGAGUACGGGCAAGCGCAUAGCCUAUGGCUCACCGCCGAGCGCGAGUCCCACGAGGAUCUGGACUGGAUCUUUGGGUUCGAGCUUCCGCGGGAUCACGUCCGGGACGGGAAGAGCGAGACGCCCGUCCCCGGGCCGGAGAGGCGGCCGAGAGUCAAGGAGGAGAACGAGGAUGCGGCGAAGCCGACAGAGGCGGAGUUGGAGGUUGAGCGACGCUUAUUGCAGAAAGCGCGGAGUGCAAUCAACUCGAAGGUUAAGCAGCAGAUUGUCGUGAAGGAGGCCGUUGAGGCGUGGAAUCUGGCGGAUACGGAGGCGUGGCGGUUUGCGAGGGCGUGGAGUGCGCGGAGAAGGGUUGAGAGGAGGAAGUGGGAGGAGGAGGAGAAGGAAUUCGCGGGUGCGGAGGGUGGGAGAGGGGGCGGGAGGUGGGGAAGGUGGUUCGAGAGGGGGAGGUAG